Messenger RNA from Agrilus planipennis (emerald ash borer), 1694 nucleotides. RefSeq names its product putative AC transposase. The record is from RefSeq and is a predicted model, not a curated record. Lineage: Eukaryota; Metazoa; Arthropoda; Insecta; Coleoptera; Buprestidae. Gene Ontology annotation, molecular function: protein dimerization activity.
AUGGCGUUAGACAAAACUGAUAAAAUGUCAAAGUUGCGCCCACUUGUAAAUCGAUUAAACCAAAGGUUCCAGCAGUGGGGAGUGUUCCAUGAAGACGUUUGUAUCGAUGAGUCGAUGGGACCAAGGGUAAUAAAACAGAAUGUCGUCUAUAUAAGAUUUUUAAGUUUUACAUUUUCGUUGGUGGAAGAAAGAUCCUUUAAUAAAUUUGCCAAGUGGAUACCUGGCUACAAAUUACCAACAAGAAAGACAUUAUCGAACUCGUUAUUACAGGAGGUGUACACAAAAUGCGAAGAUGAUGUAAGUGUGCAACUUGCUGAAGAAGUAACAACUAUGUGCAUCACCACGGAUCUUUGGACUUCGCGAGUGACGGAAAGUUAUAUCGCCAUAACAGGACACUAUAUUACAAAGAACUUUCAAUUUAAAACAACUCUUCUUGGAUGUUGCCAUUUUUCCGGGAACCACACAUCAGCCAAUAUAGCUGAACAAAUUGGGGCGUUAAUGGAUAAGUGGCAUUUAAGAAAAAAAAUUAACUUCGCAGUGACGGAUAACGCUGCCAAUGUAGUAAAAGCAAUUAAGGAUUUAGAUGAUUUAGAUUUUAAACACUUUGGAUGCUACGCGCAUACCUUAAACUUAAUUGUUGAAGAUGCGUUGAAACCGCUUAAACCUUUAGUAGAUAAGGUAAAAGCAAUCGUCGGUCAUUUUAAAAAAAGCACCACAUCAUCGGAGAGGUUGCUCAAAUACCAAAACCAACAAAGUAAUGAAUCGCCAAAACGGCUUAUUCAAGAUAUAGAGACGAGGUGGAACUCUACUUUUUACAUGAUACGAAGAUUUGUUGAGUUGGAGGAAGCAGUACGCUCAACAAUAGCACUAGUAAGUAGAGAGCUGCCAAUCCUAAAAAAUGAAGAAUGGGUUACACUUUUGCAGUUGUGCCAAAUUUUACAACCAGUUGAAGAGGUAACGAGUAUGAUGAGUGGUCAAAAUUACCUAACCGGUAGUUACGUCAUCGUGAUUACUCGUUGCCUCAAGGAAUCCUAUAAUAAAAUUUUGGGAACAAGUGAUCUUCAACAGGAUAUAAUUAGCGUAGCAAAAUCAUUAAAAUUAGGUUUAAGUGAAAGAUUUAAAAACAUUGAGCAAAGUGGCACAUUUGCUAUUUCAACUUUUUUGGACCCACGAUUCAAAAUGAAAGCCUUCGCAGACCAUAACGAAGCAAAUAGGGCCAAAGAAAAAGUAAGAAGUCUUACAGCAUCUUUGAUCAGUUUAAAUUUAAGCAACGACAACAACCAUCAUCAGAUGCCAACAUCUUCAAAAAAAGAACCGAACGAAUUAAGUCCAUGGCAAAUAUUAGACGACAUAAUUGAAGAGAAUACCACACAAGGGACGCCACUUUCAAAGGCGAUUAAAGAAAUCGAUAUGUACCUGGGUGACGACUUCUUACCUAGGAAAAAUUCUGCAGGCGAGUGGAAUUGCCCACUUGAAUGGUGGAAAAACCAUCGCCAUGUUUAUCCGAAUUUAUCUCAGAUAUUUAUUAAACAUUCUAAUAUUGUGGCAACAUCGGUACCAUGUGAGCGGAUGUUUUCGAAAUCUGGGCUCAUUGUCAAUCAACGGAGGACCAGAUUGACAACACAAAAAGUAGAAAAACUUAUGUUUUUAAAUAUAAAUUUAGAUAAAAAUCGUUUUUAGAAUGUAAUUAUAGU